Drosophila novamexicana is the source of this 540-nucleotide messenger RNA. RefSeq names its product acylphosphatase-2. Gene Ontology annotation, molecular function: acylphosphatase activity. Lineage: Eukaryota; Metazoa; Arthropoda; Insecta; Diptera; Drosophilidae. The transcript has a single exon. The record is from RefSeq and is a predicted model, not a curated record. The coding region runs from base 109 to 444 and encodes 111 amino acids.
AACUUGCGAGCUCUGAACAAUAUCAAUUCCAAUUUGUUUUCACAAUUCUCAGCGAAAGCAAAACCUUAAUACGGAAUAUACAUUAAAUUUGAUUCAAUAAUCGUCAGCAUGCAAACUCCAGAGGAUCAAAUAUUUACCUGCGGCUUUGAGGUGUUCGGCGAGGUGCAGGGCGUGCGAAUGCGCAAAGCAACCCGCUCGUUGGCCCUGGCGAACGGGGUGCGCGGCUGGGUGAUGAACACGGAUCGCGGAACUGUUACCGGCGAGCUGGAGGGCACACUCCCAAAGGUGAACGAGCUAAAGUUCUGGCUGCUCUGCUUUGGCAGCGAGAAGGCGGUCAUCGAGCGGGCCGAGUUCACGCCCACAAAGGAGAUACCUGUGCACAGUUUCGAUAGCUUUACCAUACGCUAUCAUUCAGAUCGGCGGGAGGAGCCCCAGGUCGUCUAGAGUUCAUGUCUCGGAAAGUUUUGGCGUUGACAAAAUUAAUUGAUUGUUGAUCGUUUGUGUGUGUUGUACAUGAAAUAAACCUGGUUCAGAUCCCGA